This is a messenger RNA of Physcomitrium patens, 3194 nucleotides long. Lineage: Eukaryota; Viridiplantae; Streptophyta; Bryopsida; Funariales; Funariaceae. The record is from RefSeq and is a predicted model, not a curated record.
AUGGGUUGCAACGCCAUCAAAGAACUUUGGGGGCGAAGUUUCAGACCGGUGGAGUUUUGGCGAACUUCGGAGCUUCGGGGUGUAUGUGUUUGUGGUUGGGUUUGGGUGAGGGUGAGGGAGGAGGUUGUAAUGCGCGGAAGAGAGAGUGGAGAUUCAGCUGUUUUGAGGCGAGGGAAAGAUCUUUGGGAAGAUGUAAUAGGCUGCAGCAAUCCAGAGGAAGUUGUGAACGCGCGGCAGCUGCGACAUAGAGUUUCAGGGCGGUGUUUGAGACAGAGGCGGUGGAGGGAGUGUGAAUACCGUGUUGGGUCACCGCGCAAGUCUUGUGAUUUUAUUUUUAUUUAUUUUUAUUUUUUAAUUUGCUCCUGCGGGAGGUGUUUUAGUGGUCAACAAACGCCAAGAAAGUGCUGGACAGGAAAGCAGGCGACUGCCGCAGCUCAUCUGAUCCUGAAGUGGUUGUCGAACACUCUGCCGGAAAGUUGUCAUCAGACUAUGAACCACUGUGUGCCAGAGUGGGAUAGAAGUGACGAUAUGCUCGAUGCCUUGAUUCCGUCAGAUGACUUCCAUGGACCAGUGUAUGGGAAAGCAGAGUUUGUGAGGUCAAGGAAGAGUCACUUUUGUCAAGUACCCGUUCAAAAUACAUUGGAAGCGGGUGGGAAUGAUAAUGGAAGUGUAAAGAUGCAGGGGCAAAGUAGUAAAUGUAACAAGCCACAGUGGCAGGCCAACUAUCCAACGACUUGGAGUAGUGGUCAGGGAACUGAAGAUGGGGUGACCCCAGGUAAACCAGUUACUUCAAAGAGUGAUGCUUUACUAGAGGCUGCGGUGAAUGAAGCACCCACGGAAGUACAUCCUGGGCAUCACAUCGAUGUUGCUCAUGACGAAAUGGUGUCUUGGUUGCAAUAUCCACUGGAUGAUACGUUGGAGAGGAACUACUGCUCCGAUUUUUUUGGAGAGCUUCCAGAUUCCCACACUCAGUUAUUGAGAGAGUCUUUUGGGCAUGGAUCCACCAAGACAGCACGUACUUCUUAUUUGGGAUCUCCAGGGAACGAUUCUGUAAUGAAUAGGGCUUCGACUACGGAUACGGCCAUGUUGUUAGGUGCGGGCCGUGCGGCAGGCUUUCUACCCCAGGCUGGUGCUGAGGCAUUCAGCAAAGUGCGUACAAUCCACUCCUUGCAACCUUCUUCCGUUACUAAAUGGCAACAACCUCAUCCCAAUUCAUCAAAUGGUUCCAAUAUGUGCGCUACAGCUAAUUUGGCAACCACUAGAGCACCUCCUUCGGCACCCCCUUCCAACCCUAUGUUACCACCCAGAACUCAGCCGAUGAUUCCUAAUGUUAAUACGCAGACUCCUCAACCCAACAACAAGCCAGGGUCCAUGAAUUUUUCCCAUUUCUCGAGGCCUGCAGCCUUAAUGAAAGCAAAUUUGCAUAGUCUAACAGGAAUGAACUCUGUGCCUCCGCCCAGUGCACGAUUUAAGCAGCAGCAGAAUCAAACUGGAAAGCCAACCGUGGAGGCGUGUACAUCCACUGGAUCUUCUAUUGCUGAGUCCACUACCGCAGGGCAGAGGUCAUCGGGGACGCAGCAGGAGUUGAAGACGCAACCUGGAGUUACCGAGAGGGAGCAGAGUAAUGGCAUCAAGGAUUGCAGAUGGCAAUCUGCACCUAGUUUAUCACCGAAGAAAGAUCGAGAUUAUGUUGUAUCCGAAGGAGAUUGCAAAAAAACUUUUAAUGACCAGGAAACCUACCGGAUUUCAGGUGUGACCAGUGACGCUGUGCUAGCUUCUUCUGAAAAAGGAGUGUCGCAUGUUACACAGCAUCCUGAUAUUCAGGAGCCUACUAUCACAUCUUCCUCAGGAGGAUGUGGGACCAGCGCUGAAAGGCCAAAAGGGUUCGCAACAAGUAACAAAAGGAAGUCAAGUGAGAGGGAAGAUACCGAAUGCCAGAGUGAAGAUGGGGAAGAUGAAUCAAUAGAUACAAAGAAGCCUGUUACUGGUCGUGGAAGUACAGCCAAAAGAAGCAGGGCUGCCGAAGUCCACAAUCAGUCAGAGAGGCGGCGACGAGAUAGAAUAAACGAGAAGAUGAGAGCCUUGCAAGAGCUUAUACCGAACUCAAACAAGACUGACAAAGCAUCCAUGCUGGAAGAGGCAAUUGAGUACUUAAAGAUGCUUCAGCUCCAGCUCCAGAUGAUAUCAAUGAGGACAGGUAUGACUUUGCCACCAAUGGUGGUGCCUGGUGGCUUACAACAACACAUGCAGAUGCCGCAAAUGCCAGGUAUGCCGUCGAUGGGGAUGGGAAUGGGGAUGGUGCCAAUGGGGCUUAGUCACGGGAUGAUGAUGGAUAUGGGAGUAACUGCACAGGGAAGAGGAGUGGUGCCCAUGCAAUCCCAUGCAGGGCCAUCCCUCAAUGGCUCUAUGGCAAGUGCAUCCUCGAUGGUUGACGUGCACGAUCCUCGCUAUCUAGCGUCAGGUGUUAUUGAUCCCUAUAAUGCCUAUCUGGCUCGUCAACAUCAGCCAAUGCAAAUGACGCAGCCUCUAAAUAUAGACAAGUAUAAUGCCUACUUGAUGCAACAGCACCAGCUUCAACAGCAACAACAGCACCAUCAUCACCAGCAACAGCACCCUCAACACCAACAACAUCAGCAGACUUCUAAUAUGAAUGGGGGUCCAUCUCAUUAAUGGUCUUGGGAAUACUGGCGAGUACGGAAGUUUGUGCAGCCUUGUAACAAAGAAUGUAAACUUGGUGGUUCUCUGGAACUUGAGGUGAGAACUUGGACACGUAUCAACCUCUCUUUUGCAGUGGCUUUUAACAAAGCUGAAGAGCUUUGACCAUUAUGGCGGUGGAUGGGCCAGUGCCAACUCUGCGGGAGCAGGCUGUUGCCAGUGUAAACGUCACAUCAUCUGUUCACUUGGAAUCCUUUUUACCAGGGAGAUUGAGCAGACCAAGGGCUGAGGCUGUUAAACAGUGGUCAUGGUCAUUGCCAAUUCAAUCUGGAGCUUUCAGUAGAAUCAGGGUCUUGGAGAUUCGGUGGUAAUCAGUUAGCUAGUAUUUUUCUGCAGUUAUGCAAAGAGUCGUGAGAUUUGUGUCAAUAUUCAAAGUCGGAAGUGGAACUGUAAACAUGAUCACCAUCAUUCUCUUGCAAAAUAUAUUAGUGACGAUGCACAUCCAAGAAUAAGGUGCAGUCUCCGUUUUUAACCUUGCA